UAGUUCGUGCAUUCCAAGUCCGGCUUUCGAUCCACCAUGUUGCGUUUGAGCUCGCUGCUGACUGUCGGCUUUUUCCUGGUUUUGGCCUCUGUCUCCGGGGAGAUAGUCAACUUCGAGACCUGUGACGACAGCGUGGACACCUGCACCAUCCACCAGGUGAACGUGGAUCCCUGUCCAGAGGCCAAGAACAAUGCGGCUUGCCACAUCCACCGCAGGCGCCGGUUCACGAUGAGCUUCGACUUCACGCCCCACUUCGAUGCCGACACCCUGGAUGCCAGUCUGGGAUGGGCCAAGUCGGAGAAUGUGGAGCUGCCCCUCCUCAGCAUGGAUCGCGAGGCCUGCAAGUACACCAACUGUCCUGUAAGAUCUGGAGUCAAGCAGACCUACACCAACAACAUGCUCGCCGAUGGCAGGUUCCCGCUGAGCCCCUAUACCAUCCGUUGGGCCCUGAAGGAUCCCGUCUCCCAGAAGCGCUGCUGCUUCACCAUCGACAUCAAGGUGGUGCGCUAAGAGGAUUAUCGGAAAUUAACUAUGCAAAUAUUAUUUAUUUACAUUUUUUUAUAUAUGUAAAAGAGGUAAAUAAAAUCUGUAUGUGACUGUAAAUGUA
Molecule: messenger RNA, 607 nt
Organism: Drosophila subpulchrella
Lineage: Eukaryota; Metazoa; Arthropoda; Insecta; Diptera; Drosophilidae
Product: MD-2-related lipid-recognition protein-like
Exons: 1
Coding region: 37-510 (157 amino acids)
Biological process (GO): intracellular cholesterol transport
Molecular function (GO): sterol binding
Source: RefSeq, a predicted model, not a curated record